UACAAAAUUGUUAUUGUUCCAUUGGUAAUGUUAGGUCGAUGUUAUUUUCAACAAAUUUAAAAAAUUUUUUAAUAUUGAGAUAUUUAUAUUAAGAAGUAGCAUUUAUCUAGGGGAAAAAGCGAAAUGUGACUUAUUUGUCAAUAUUUCCGAAUGAUUUGUUGAUUUCGAUCGAUCAGAGUGGACUCCAUUCAAGAUUAUGUAGUAGAGCUUAUAUCUUAUUCUACACGAACGCACUUGAAUUAGUGUUCUUGAUAUAACCGAAUUUAUUAUCUACUAGGGUAUCCGAUUAAACAGUUAGUAAUCGAUUGCUCGGUUGUUAUUCGAGGACACGGAUAAUUCAGUUAAUAUUAACCGGAUAAUAACAAUUAACGAAUACUAUCGUGAAAAGAGGAUUAAAUGAUUUGAAGAUUUUGAAAAUUGUUAUAUUAAAAAGAAUGAAGCGUUAUUACGUCAUUUGUGAAUACAACGUAUUUACUUAUAGAUAUUUUCUACGCAAGUAAAAAUAAAUUGAAGAAUAUAACGAAGAAUGUAAAUCACAUUUCGAUUUUAAAAGUAAUUCAUAUCGUUUGAAAAGGAGAAAAGUAUUGUGUCCAAUUAGUAUGUGUAUCGGGCCGAUUAAUGAUAGAAUAAAUAAUAACUCGGUAUUAGAGAAUAUUAAUUUGAAUAUAAAAAGCUUCGAACAAUGAAAUACUUUCUGAAAACUAGCGAGAAUUAGCUAUCCUUUGUAGCCCUCUAAUGGCAAGUAUAGAAGACAUCGUUAUACAAUAUUGGUAGCACUGAUAUCUGUUUGCGGAUGAUUGUCAAAACCUACUUUCUCAGCGAAGUCUUUAGCUUUGCAUGGCAAUUCGAAGGAUAACAUCAUGACUGUAUUUAACUUGUAGAAGGAAAGGAAGAGCAAAGUGCAGCCAGAAGGAAUAUCGUGCGUCUGUUUAGCAAGGAUGGGUUCCUGGCCGUAGUGCGUGAUUCUACAACUGAUCCACGUCUCUGUCUUCACGUCAGGUUCAGUACGAUCAGCCGAUACAUUGUACUUCGAUGGAGCUUAUUCGCGCGUGACAACAACUUUCGGGACACCAGGCUCAACUUUUGCCAGGUAGCCCCUCUUGUGAUCUAUCAGCCGUGCGAGACUUGCUUUGUUCCGUAAAAUCCUGUCCACAUUUCUCCUUGACGUGACGCUUGUGCGACAUAAAAGCGCCAGAGAUUUCAAUAGCUGUCUGUAUUCACAUUACUGUGACAGCUUUUAUUUUCUUAUAUACAAUCGACAUGUGUACCACAUGACAUGAACUUCGUUCUAUGACUAAUGAGUAGUAUCACCAAUGUUUAUGGAAAUUACCUUCGUGCCGUAUCUUGUGACACAAAAAUAUGCGAAAUUCUAUCAUCAUAAGCAACAAUAACGAUCUGUCAAGAUAUUUAAUGUAACUUUUGCUUCACACUUGUGCUUUAUAAAUACAUUUCAUUCGAGUAUCAACAUUAAACUGUCUAUGCAUUAGAGACGAUAGAAUUUACACGAUAAAGGGUUAUACUGAGAAAAUGAAUAACAGGCUUGAAGAACAAGAGUCAAAAUGGACCUGUGAAUAUUGUACAUAUGAAAAUUGGCCUUCAUCUUUGAAAUGCACAAUGUGCAGAAGUGCCAAGCCUUUAUUAGGGGAGGAUAUUUAUCGUUUAAGGGAUCCAAGUCCGCAAAGAUCUGGAUCAAAUGUUGCAUCUGGUCCAAUAACUCAUUUAAGUCCUACGGAUUCUUAUAAUAUUAAUCCUCAGAAUUAUAGUCAGAAUGUACCAUCAGGUGGCAAGUGGUCUUGUGCAAUGUGUACCUAUCUUAACUAUCAAAAUACCACACGUUGUGUUCAGUGUGGAAAUAAAAAACCCAUGGGUCUUAAUCAAUCUAUACACUCCAUAGCUUCAAACUUGCACGAACACCUAGCACCUCUUAGGCUUGGAGAUCCACCACCAAAUUCAGGAUCUAUUCCUCCUCCAAUAAAUUUACAUCCAGAAAGAUAUUAUAAUUUACAAAGUAAUUUACAUCCUGAAAAGUGGUCUUGUCUUGUGUGUACUUAUGAAAAUUGGCCAAAAGCUACGAAGUGCGUGAUGUGUGGUAAUCCUAAAGAAAAAGACAGAAGAGAUAAAAGUACUAAUAAUGUAGGUGUUAUUUUGCCAAGUCCAGAAAGAGAUCACAGUCAACGCAACUUACCUUCUCCACCUCAUGCACCAUAUAUUCAUCAAACUCAAAGGGAUGAGAAUAUGGCUGUAGGACGAAGGAGUUCGCAUAGAUACCCUGAUAGCAGAAAUGACAAUUUGUCAACUCCUCAAUCUCCUAAUAAUUGUGACUAUGAACGUAGAUUAAAGCAGUUAAGGCGUCACACUGAUUGGUGCUGGUUAAAUGCAUGUCUCGGCAUUGUGGAAGGUGACAAUUCUCCUGUCGAGGCUUAUUUGGCAAGCGGUGGUGAUCCUGCUCGUCAGUUGACACAUUCAGAAGUUCUACUUCUAAAUAGAAGUAGUGCUUUUGACGUUGGGCAUACUUUAGUACAUUUAGCAAUUAGAUUUCAAAGAGAAGAUAUUCUAGCAACAUUAUUAUCACAAAUUGAAGGUUCUGGUUCUGGAGUGAAAAGGGUACCAAGUUAUGUUGCACCAGAUUUGGCUGCUCAGAUACGCAGACAUGUCACCAAUAGUAUCCGGUUAUGCAAGGGAUCCUUUCCAUGUUACUUUGUCACUGAUAUAGCUACAUUCGCUUUGCCUGCUGAGGUAGAAGAUUUACCAAGCAUUGUGCAAGAACAAUUAUUGGAGGAAUUAUUAGAUAAGGAAGCUCAACAACAAUUAGAAGGUGGUUGUGGAGAACCACCGGCACUAAAUUGGUCCUUAGAAAUUACUGAACGUUUAGGAAGUCGCUUACAUGCACUUUGGAAUAGAUCUGCUGGGGACUGUUUAUUAGAUUCUGCAAUGCAAGCUACUUGGGGUGUUUUUGACCGGGACAAUGCUUUGAGGCGUGCCCUUGCCGAUUCUUUACAACAGGCUGGUCAAUUUUUUUAUCCACGGUGGAGAGAAUACGAAGCAUCUCAAGCGUCUAGAAUGUUGGACUUUACAUUAGAAGAAACACAGUGGCAGGAAGAUUGGGAAAGCUUGUUGGCAACGGCUGCGCAACCAGGAAGCGCAUUGGAGCAAUUACAUGUAUUUGCUCUUGCUCACAUCUUACGACGACCUAUUAUUGUUUAUGGGGUUAAAUAUGUUAAAAGUUUCCGGGGUGAAGACAUAGGUUAUGCAAGAUUCGAAGGUGUUUACCUUCCACUUUUAUGGGAACCUUCAUUUUGCAUUCGAUCGCCUAUUGCUUUGGGGUAUACGCGGGGUCACUUUACAGCUCUCGUACCUAUUGAACCAUACGCAUCGUCUAGAAUACCACCCCUUUCAUCCCAUGGCGGUGGUAAUGGUCCACUUCAGCAAUUACAAAUACAAAUGCAGACGACGUUUAUGCCGUUAAUGGAUCGAGAACACAAAUUGUUACCAAUACAUUUCUUAAGUCCAGAAGAAGUAGGUCGGGAAGAGUCGAUUUUAAAGGAAUGGCUUGAUGUGUGUAGAACUGAAGGUGGUGUACUUGUUGCGCAACAAAAGCUUCAUAAGAGACCCCUACUCGUAGCACAAAUGUUAGAGGAAUGGUUAAAUCAUUAUCGAAGACUCGCUCAAACGAACAAUGCACCUUUCCUGAGACCACCCGUUUUGCAAGAUUACAGCAGCGAUGGCGACACGGAGGAUGAAUAACGAGGUGCAAUUGGUUAAGUUAACUAAAUUCACACGAGAAGACUUUUUUCCAUAAUUUCGUCGAGGCUGCAAUUACAACGCAAGAUCUCUGAGAUCCGUAGCUUCCAGAAUGUGUGGUAGGCAAAGCGUAUAGACUUUGCAAUAUACUUCGUAUUUAUUGGAGUUGAAUUACAACUACGUAAUUUUUGUACAUCAUUAUUGGUCAACGAACCAAUUCGAAUUCUUAUUGAGUCGUACUAUUAAUUAUACCGGAUGUUUAUGAAUUAAUUUGAAUAUUUUAUAAUAAUAUAUUAUUAAUCUCCAGAAGUAUCGUAUGAUUGCGAGACAAAGUAAUUGUCAUUUUGCCAAAUUAUAAUUCCGAGUAUAAGCGGUACGUUAACGAAUGAAAUUUUGUUGUGGCUAAAAGUGCUUCGACUUCUCGAUUGGUUCCUGUUCGAUAAGGCGGAUACGUUACAAAAGUAUGGUUCUGUACUAAGUAGAAACUACUUCAUAUUAAUUUCCAUAAUAUAUUUAUAACGAGAACGUUAUAUUUAAACACUGUUAACAAGUAUGAUACGAAUUACUGUCGAUUGUGUAUUUCCAAUCCACCGCAGUGUAAGUAUUGAAAGAAAACGAAAGUUGCACAUUAAAUUAGCAUAAAGUUAAUACCGAUGCAUUCGCGGUUGACUUGUUUCUUUCUAUAAAUAGGACAGAAAAUAUCCGUGGUUAAAGAAAUUAAGGAUGAAAGAAUUCUCGAUUAUUAGUUGCGAAAACAAAUAUUUGUUCGUGGAUGAGCAUAUAAGAAAUGUAUAAAAGAAAAAGAGGAAAAAACAAAAAAAGACCGCCGGUCGCCACUUAUUAUCUGAUCAAGCGUGAAAGUACUUGGUGACUCUGGUACAGACCAUGUGAUUUUUAAAGAUUGUAAAUACGGGCCGAAAAAUAUUCUGUAAUUGUCUUUGAACCACUUGUUAUCUUCGAGCUGUGUUAAUUAGCGUAAAUGCGAAAUGACAACGACCCUUCCCUCUGACGUAAGGCAGGGGGAACGUUGUAUUUCCUUUAUGGCCGCUUCUAGUAUAUUAAUGGAACAAUGACGAAGUACCAGUUAAACUGUACUUUCUUCUUUGUGCGAGGGUAAAAAGGGAAAAGAAGAAAAAGAAAAGUACGGAGUAGAAGGAACAUUCUGCGAGGUAAUCAACCACAAGGUGUUAGAUAUCGCAAUCGUAGGAGUACUAGAACUUUUAUAAAAGGAGAACAAAAAAGCACAUAAGGGCAGAGAAACAAGUAAUACUAUUUAAGCACCAAGAUUGCCCUUGGUACCUACUCUAUUCGUGAACGGAUAAAGAUUUAUGGUAACUGGCUUGGCCAAAUAUAAUGAACCCUAAUCAAAAAAGUACAAAAAAUCGUCAGAGGGAAAAUGAUGUUUCUUUACGAACGCGUUACAUAGUUCGCUUAAUAUUUAGUCCCCGUUUUUACUAAUUCUAAUGUAGCUUCUAGUCCUUUUUAGCACCGUCAUUUUUUUUCUAAUCACACGCGGCAUGUGAUUUAAUUAUGUAAUUACUGAUGAUCUUGAUGAUGUUUGUAUAGGGAUGAUAUUCAAGUCAAUUCCAUGUUUUAACGGCACGCAAGCGCCGUGUUAGGAGCGCGGAGGAUCGACGAUGUCACUGUUACUGUACCUUCCCUUUCUUUUUUUCUUAUUUUUUUUUUAU
Molecule: messenger RNA, 5429 nt
Organism: Nomia melanderi (Alkali bee)
Lineage: Eukaryota; Metazoa; Arthropoda; Insecta; Hymenoptera; Halictidae
Gene: trbd
Product: ubiquitin thioesterase trabid
Biological process (GO): protein K29-linked deubiquitination; cell migration; protein K33-linked deubiquitination
Cellular component (GO): cytoplasm; nucleus
Molecular function (GO): K63-linked polyubiquitin modification-dependent protein binding; cysteine-type deubiquitinase activity
Source: RefSeq, a predicted model, not a curated record